Anthonomus grandis grandis is the source of this 5410-nucleotide messenger RNA. RefSeq lists its product as uncharacterized. NCBI's taxonomy places the organism in Eukaryota, Metazoa, Arthropoda, Insecta, Coleoptera, Curculionidae. Bases 198 to 2177 code for a protein of 659 amino acids. The transcript is spliced from 22 exons. The record is from RefSeq and is a predicted model, not a curated record.
GGGGGUUUUUGGUUCAGGUUUAGUCUUGACUAAGCUCCAAAGUGGACCGGUUGGGCUUCAAGACUUAACUUUUUUUUUUUUUUUGAACAUUUUUGGUUAGUGAGGGUGGACUAAAAGAGUGUUGUGGUGAAGAUCAACAGAGAUUUUUGUCAAGGUUUGUUGUCACUUUCGCUCGUUUUUGGUAAGAAUUUCUCAAAAUGCCCGGGAGAAGGAGGAAAAGUAAGGAUUUUACGCAAUGCUACUUCACUCCGCCCGAUGAUGAGGAAGGCGAUGCCUCCUCGGGCGCAGAAGAGCAAGAAGAAACAGAAAAAAAUGAACCAUCAAGUAUUGCAGAAACCCUUGAACAAAGUAAAGAACGUCUUCGUGUACUGCAAGCCCCUUGGCAAACAGAAAUAGAGGCUAUUGCAAAGCGUAAAAGAGUGAUUAAAGAACUUAUUAGAAGACACGACAAAGCACGCAAAGACUUUUUAAGCAGAUUCAACAGAUUAUAUCCCGAAUAUCGCGUGGAUCCGAGGGCGAAUCACUCAAUAACUCACUUGAAGUAUUAUAAAAGACAAAUUCGUUCUCUUUUAGGUGAUCAAUAUUAUCGCAACAUGCAUGAGCCAUCGAGUGUAUGGAUGGAUCCGCUGGAUAUGGCCAUGGAUCUGGAACCAGAGAGAAGACCACGAGUGGAUGAACCAUUAUAUAUGGAUUUUUUUGGUCGCGACCAGUAUGGAUUGUAUCACCCACACUACAAGGGGGAUGUCGGCGUGGGUAUCAUAUAUCCUGUCAAACUGAGAGGCAGACCUAGAGCGAGCUCUCCUUACGCCUAUGACAGCAGUGGAUCUCAUCAGGGUCCUUUUAGGGUUCCUCAAGCACCUGCUAGAGGUAGAAAGAGAAAAAAAACGGAAAAAGAAAAGAACCCCCUGAGAAACAAGCCAUAUAAAGCAUAUAUUCAUUUCCCCAUAGAGAGCACAGGUCCUGAGAAAGUUGACGACUUCUGGAACAGACCAUCAACAUCUGGAACCAGCAAUCAGCAUAAUAUCCAACACGUCCACGAAAUGUUCUGUGGACAUUGCCACACUGUGCCGUCACAAUCAAAAGAAUCUGUUUCAGCAACUGAUAAUCGUCAAGAUAAUGGACAGCCGUCAGCUACUGUUACUAGCCAAGAAGCUCUUCAGCAACCUGAUGUGAACCAAGUCAUCCCUCUGGAACUUCAGGAACCGGUUAUCAGUUGGCCUCCAAUCCAGCCAUUUGAAGGGAUAACACCUCUUGGCGUCCAUAGAUCUUCAGGGGUAUGGGAUUUCGAAAAUGAUCUAAUUAACACUGGGUGGCUCACCUCAAACAGUCGUGUUAUAGAAAAUCCUCAACCUGAAGCGUCUACAUCCCAAGGGACUAAUGAUAAUGGGUUGCAAAUACUUCGUUAUUGUGAAGAGGAGGGAGCUUACAUGAACGAUGAUUUUAAAGUUUUCUUAAAGAGAGAGCCGAAUGAAGCUAUUGAAGUUGACGAUGAGUCAGAGAAUAAAGCUGAGUUCGUCGGAGAAGUACAUUACGAACCUGGAGAAGAACCGAAUAGAGUUUUAGAUAACAUUAAAUAUGAGGCAGACGACACUGAGCAUCAGUCAGGAUAUGAAAUCAAAAAAGAGCCGGAAGAUGACUUCCUAAUGGAGUUGGUCAAAAUUGAACAAGAGCUAGAGGAUCCGGUCCCAUUAGACCUUUUCAAAGUUAAAGUCGAGGUCAAGCAAGAGCCUGUUGAUGAACCAAAAGUAAUUAUCAAAAACGAGCCGGAAAAUGAAAACGAGCAACCAGAGACACCAGAAUUCAAAUUUGAGGAUUUGGGAAUUGAUGUUGAUAAUGAGGAGGAUCUUGACGAAGAUCAGCAGAAAGAAUAUCAAGCUUAUAUAGAAAUGUAUGACCCUUCCAACUUGGAUACCCCACGUCAAGCUGAAGAAGAAGAAGAGCAAAAAGUAGUGACUCCUCCUGUUGAAACUCCUGAGGAACCAAAAGUUCAGGAAGAAGUCGUGGGUCAGUCUGAAGAAACCAACUCUGGAUUAGGAUCACGCAAGCGUAAAAGAGGCAGAAAGCCAAAGAGGGAACCCACCCUGCUGGAGUUGGAAUGUCGCCCAAACACUCGAAGCAGAGCAAGGGAGAUUCACGCGCAAGCUCUAUCAAACUUAUUUGCAAAGGUGCGGCGCUAAUUGCGGAAUUUACGUUUUAAAUUAAUUUUAAGGUUAAGUUUGUGGCUUUACGCACAGUAUUAUUUUAAUCAUUUUUUUUUAUUUAUAUAUUUUAUACUUUUAAUGGGGUUUUUAUUUUUAUUAUUUUUAUAGAUUUACUUUUAUUUUUUGUUAUUAUUUAGAGGAUUUUAUACACAAUGCGUGUGUUUUUUGCGAUUGUAGUUUAACUCUCCCUGGAAUUAAAUGAGAUUUAAUUCCAGGGAGUUUAACUGCCUAAAAUUAAAAUCCAGAUAUUUAAACAUGCAUGCUUGAAUUGGUUGUGAGUCUAAAUUUCAGACAGAAUAAUUCAUGGCUUAACUUUCUUAAUUUAUUUUAAAGGACAACACUAUCCGUGAAAUAAAAAUUAGUUUCAGGUUUAACUGCCUGGAAAUUAAAUUUAUAGGCAAAGAAUUUCAGUAGUAAGCUCUAUGCUAGGUCGCGAAAAAAACAUGGCUGUUUAAAUUGUUACUAAUUCCAGGCAUUUAUAAUUUAACUCUCUGGAAUUAAAAAAAAAUAAUUCUAGAGGGUUAAAUUGUCUGAAAUUAAAAUUUAGAUGCAUCGAAAACUAAAUCAACAACUUGCGUUGCCUGGGAGUUUAAUUUCAGACGAAACUCGAUUUCCUAUUUGUCACCUCUUUUGAUUCGUUUAAAUCGGAAAUAAAAACUAAUUUUUCCUAGAUAGUUUAACUGCCUGAAAAAUGUCUGAAAUUAAAUUUAAAAAAAGGUCAAUAAUUACGUUGACAGCUGUCAAAAAAAGUUUUUUUUAAUAGUAUUAUAGUUUUAUUGGGGUUUUUAGUUUUAGAGUUUAAUUACUUUUUUAGAUUUAAUUUUAUUCAUGGUUUUUUAUUCAGGAUGAGUGUAUUUUUUAGUAUUCCUAUAACAGAUACAAGAAGGUUUAAUCCUUAUGUGACUGGAAAGGUACCCGGGUACCUUUUCAGUUUUCAGAUAUGAAUAUCUUUUUAACUCACCUUCGAUGAAGCUUGUACUUUUGUGACUUUUCUUAAUUUGAUUUUUUUAAGUUAUUGUUAAAAUUCGAAAUAAUUUUUUUUUUCAAAGUAAACAAGGCGUAAAAAAUUUUCACCCAUAGUUGACUGGAUGGUUACCCGAGUACGUUUAUAAUACUAAUAAAAUUUUUAAGAGUUAAAUUCAUCAAGUCAUAGAAAAUUACAGUGAAGUACAAAUUAACGCAACAUAGCAAACAAACACUAAAAAACAUUACUUAUGAAUUACAGUUUUGACAAAUAGUUUGAGCCACUGAAUGCUCAUUACAAACUGGUUUGGAGCACGAUUUACAGGCUUUACGAGUUUUUCUCUGUUUAUGGGUUCGCUCUCGGCAUAUUUGGCAACUACCAACCACCUUUACACGUCCAGAUGCAUCUCGUUCACAAACUGUUUGUUCUCUAACUGGAUUAUCUAAAGGAACAGGCAUUCGUCGGUGAAGUACCAUUUCUAUAGCCUGACGAGUAAAAUGAAUACCAACAAAUUUUGGAAUUUGGGAUCUUAUUUGGAUACUUGACAAACACAGCUCAUUACUCACAGCUUAACUCAGAACACAACUUAUUCCUCCGUAACUCUAUUCCCGUUUUAGAAUCAGGGUACACAUUUCUGGGGAUAUAAUAGUUUUGAAAAUGUCUUUGGGUGUAUAUAAACGACUUAAGGCUGGUGCACCACUUUUUUCACGCAAAAUAUUUCGACCUACCGUUUGUCGUUGUGGUGUAAGUGAGUCAUUCCACUGACUGCCAUCUUUACUAGUCCAAUGGAAUUGUAACGUCAUCAUCAUCAUCAGACUCCGAAUCUAACCUCUUAUAUAUAUAUACUAUAACUCCUCUUCAUCAGAAGCAAUAAAUGGCUCUUCUUCUUCAUCACUUAGUUGUUCGAAGGCUUCUUCUAAUUCCGAAUAGGUCAACCUGUUAUAAUAUUCCAUCUUCAAAUUGUCAUCUUCCUCUUGCACUAUCGCUUCGACUAGGACCGGCUUCACUAUCCGACAUUUUAACGUAUAAAAAAUACUUUAGAUUUAACCUAAUUCAAACUCUACUCAAGUAGGUACAACGCGUUACUGACGAAUAUGAACAACUCUUCUUCUUGUGCAAAAACAUAAACAGUCCGAGGCGCCAGAGAUAGGGAAAAACCCAUAAAGAUGUGCAUGUUUAUAGGGUAGAAAUUCACAGAAAAAGCCACGGCUCUAUAUAAAAUACAUAGUAGGUACCCGGGUAGCCACGCCGUCCUUAGAAGGUGCUUUUUUCCCAGUCACAUAAGGGUUAAAUAGACAAAGAUUUUUUUUAAUUCCAGGCGAUUAUAGUUUAACUCUCUUGAAUUAAAAAAAAAUUAAAUACAGAGAGUUGAACUGCUUGAAAUUAAAAUCCAGAUAUUUAAACAUUAAAUCAAUAGCUUUUAAAUUGCAAAAAAAUUGUGACCUAAAUUUCUUAAUUUAUUUAAAAGAAAAAUACGUUACUUAAAAUAAAAAUUAGUUAACUGCCUGGAAAAUGACUGAAAUUUAAUUUAUAGGCAAAUAAUUGCAGUUCUAAGGCUGUCUGCAUGUUUUUAAUUCUAGGCAAUUAUAGUUUAACUCUCUAGAAUUAAAAGAAAUUAUUUAAACGAAUAAUUAAAUUUCAUUUAAUUCCAAGGAGUUAAACUACCUAAAAUUAAAAUCCAGAUAUUUCAACAUGCCUGAAAAAUUAAAUUAAUGGAUUCAAUGAAUAUGAGAGUCAAUCAAUUUCCUUAACAAAAAUUAAUUCAUUCUUACCUGAAAUGACAAUUAUAAUAUAUUAUAAUUUUAUAUUAUAUUUUUUAUUUUAUUUAUAUUAUAAUUAUAGUUCCUGGCUUAAAUUUAAAAAAAAAAUAUUUAUGACUCAUUUGCCUGAAAUAAUUAAGAAUUUUACAGCUAUAAAAAAGGGGUUUUUUAGCUCUUACAUCUGCAAGAAUUUUUUUUUAAAUAUUUGUUUCAUACCUGUCAUUUUUGACAUAUGACAUGAAAAUUAUCAAUAAUAAUCUUCUAGAAAAAAUGACGGUCGGUCAUUUCAGUUGGAUAAGCGUUUAGGUAUUAAAAAAACACACUCGCCCCCUAUAAAAAACGUAGCUAUUAUCAGUACAAUACGUCCAACUAUACGUUAUUUAGCUAGUAAAGAUUUUAUUUUAUAUAAAUAUAAUUUUAGAUAUUUUUUUUUAAUUUUAUAUAAUAUAACCUUUUAUACUGAAUAAAAAAUUUUGUAACCGCAA